This is a messenger RNA of Exophiala aquamarina CBS 119918, 1044 nucleotides long. RefSeq lists its product as uncharacterized. Lineage: Eukaryota; Fungi; Ascomycota; Eurotiomycetes; Chaetothyriales; Herpotrichiellaceae. Gene Ontology annotation, biological process: nucleoside metabolic process. Gene Ontology annotation, molecular function: catalytic activity. The transcript has a single exon. The coding region runs from base 1 to 1044 and encodes 347 amino acids. The record is from RefSeq and is a predicted model, not a curated record.
AUGUCGCGGAUCCCCAAGUUCGGGUGUAUUUGUGCGAAUUCCAACUACCUCGCUUGUAUUUCUGCUCUUCUCGAUGGAACACGCACUCAUGUUCUCGGAUACUGGGUCUAUCGAGUUGGCCAAAACUGGUUAGCAGUGGAUACUACAUCAGACAACCCAGAUACAACCAACACAUCCUAUUGUGCUCGAAAGUUAACGAAUGCCUUCAAAUCUAUUGAACUCAUCAUCGCCUUAGGUGAAGGCGCCGGGGCGCCAUGUGACACCUGCGACGUUCGUCUUGGAGAUGUGGUCAUUGCUUCCACUGUUAUUCCUCUAAAUUUCGACUUUGAAUUCCCCAGACAGUCCGAUAUUCAGCUAGUCACCCUCCUGCGAUCGUCGACCACUGUCAAUGAGAUAUCCAGUCUCCUUCAGCGCAUGGCUCUGACAUAUCCUCGGAUGAAAGAGGUGUACUCGUUCCCCGGUUUCCAACACGACCACUUGAUUCGAGAAGGUGCAGAAGUGGAGCGGACGGUUCGUCAACACCCUGAACAUCCCGUCGUCCACUUCGGCUCCAUAGCAUAUGCUCGAGCCGGCAAAGUUGGUGCGAAGCAACGGGAUAAACUAGGAAGAGAUCUAGAUGUGAUUUGUUUUGGAACCCAGGCGAUUCAGAGCGUGAAUACUUCAUGGCUACUCAUACAAGGGAUUUCAAACUACGCCGACCAUGUGAAUGGCGAAGGAUGGGCCCGAUAUGCUUCCGCAACUCCUGCCGCUUAUGUGGUACAUCUUUUACGCGGGCUCGCUGAUGAGUGGCAAGAGAGUCUCCGGAGCACUCUACGACGAAGGUUCGGCGUUGUUGGGGCUGCCACUUCCGCCCUACGAGGUCCUCUUCCUGUACGAUGUAGAGCUCCUCAGAGUGCGUCGGAGACUACAAGUGAAUACUUCGUGUUUGUCCCGACGCCCGAUGCUUCAGAGUCAGACUUUCACGAGCUGAUUUUAGGGUCAGAAGAACAGCUUUCCACUCAAGACGACGAAUUGUUGGGAGACGGAGACCUGGAGACUUGCUGA